Messenger RNA from Mesoplodon densirostris (Blainville's beaked whale), 3093 nucleotides. It is a transcript of the gene PARP9, whose product is annotated as poly(ADP-ribose) polymerase family member 9. NCBI's taxonomy places the organism in Eukaryota, Metazoa, Chordata, Mammalia, Artiodactyla, Ziphiidae. The transcript has 11 exons. Bases 381 to 2816 code for a protein of 811 amino acids. The record is from RefSeq and is a predicted model, not a curated record. Gene Ontology annotation, biological process: negative regulation of gene expression; positive regulation of type II interferon-mediated signaling pathway. Gene Ontology annotation, cellular component: cytoplasm; nucleus. Gene Ontology annotation, molecular function: NAD+ poly-ADP-ribosyltransferase activity; transcription corepressor activity; ubiquitin-like protein ligase binding.
CUGCACGGUGCACUCCCCGCCGCCCGACUCUCGGCUCUGGAAGUACUUUUCCAGCUUCCAUGGUAGGUGGGUGCCGGGAUGCGACACCCGCACGAGCAGCGGGGACGGCGGGCAGAGGUUCGAAGCCAUGGCUCUCCGCAUGGGGAAGACGCCGCGACUCGCGACGCAGCUGUGCCGGGCCCGGGCAAGGGUGAGUCGGGCCCCGCCGCCCUGGAGCGCAAAGUUUCAGUUUCGCUUUCCUGGAGAUCUCUUUCGGUUCCCGGCAGAGCCGCACCCGCUCCUCUCUUCGCUGCUCUCCCUGCCGCGGACUGCCGGAAGGAGGCCGCCACAUUUGAGAAACGCAAAACAGUAAACAUUGAAAGACCCCAGAGACCUGGAGGAUGGACUUUUCCAAGGGUGUUGGAGCAGCAGCUUACAAUGAGAAAUCAGAGAUUGAUAUUCUCAGAGAAGACUACAGUCGGCCAAUUUCCAUUAAUCACAAUGACUUCAAAAUUUUAAAAAAUAAUGAGAGUCGGCUGGGGGAAGUCCUCCAGAAUAAAUUUAGCUGUAUCUUUACCCUAGUCUCUCCAGCCCAGGAAGGUAACAGUGAGUCUCUACAAGUCUUCAGAAAAAUGCUGGUGCCCAGGCUAGAGUUAUCUGUCUGGAAGGAUGACCUCACCAGACAUGUUGUUGACGCUGUGGUGAAUGCAGCCAAUGAAGACCUCAUUCAUGGGGGAGGCCUGGCCCAGGCCCUUGUGAAAGCUGGUGGCCUUGAAAUCCAAGAGGAGAGCAGAAGAUGUGUUUCCUUAUAUGGCAAAAUUCCAACUGGUGACUUAGCUAUCACAGGAGCAGGGAAGCUUCCCUGCAAACUCAUUAUCCAUGCUGUUGGGCCUCGGUGGGGGUUAAUGGAUAGAGAGGAAUGUAUCGAUAAACUGCGAAGAGCCAUUAUAAAUAUUUUGAAUUUUGUCAGUAGUAAUGUGUACAUUGAGACAGUAGCGAUUCCAGCCCUGAGCUCUGGGAUUUUCCAGUUCCCUCUGGAUUUGUGUACACAGGUCAUUGUGGAAACUAUCAAGUGUUAUUUCCAACACAUGCAACUAGUCAGUAAUUUGAAAGAAAUUCACCUGGUAAGCAAUGAGGACCCUACUGUUGCUGCCUUUAAAACUGUUUCAGAAGUCAUCCUAGGGAAGAAUGAGCUGGGGUCCCGGGUGAGUCCAGAAGCCACCCACCUUUUCAAUACUAUGGUUGUGAACAACCUGACUCUCCAGAUUGUCCAGGGCCACAUUGAAACGCAGGAAACGAAUGUAAUUGUUAAUUCUGUAUAUCCACAUGGUGGUCUUAGAGCUACAUCUGUGUCAAAAUCAAUUCUACAAGCAGCAGGAGAUGAAAUAGAAAGGGAAUUUAGCCAAAAUAUGACUAAAACACCACUAGAUUCCCAGUUGGUACUGGUCACAAAAGGAUUUAAAUUGCCCUGCAAAUAUGUAUACCAUGUGUUGUGGCCUUCAGAAUAUUCUGAACAAAAACUGACAUUGGAAACUGCAAUGAAGAAAUGCUUGGAAAAAUGCCUUGAGCUGAAUAUAACUUCCAUUUCCUUUCCUGCCCUUGGGACUGGAAUCUCUGCAGCAGCAGAGAUUAUGUUUAAUGAAGUUUUAAUAUUUGCCAGACACCAUUUGCAACAAUUAACUGUAAAGUUUGUGAUCUUCCCAAAAGAACAGCAGUUAUAUAAGGUUUUCAGCACUGAAAUGGAAAAGAAUAAGUUGAAGCUGCAGGGUCUCAACAAUUACCCUGGUGUUCCCCAGGGGACCAGAGAGAAGAGAGGAAAUAGAUUUCCUGUCCUCAAUCUGAUGGGACCCGAUCAGGAAAAGAUAGAUGAGGCCCAAGCAUGGAUCCAGAGGAUACUGACCCUCCAGGACCACCACAUCAUUGAGGAUAUGCAUAUCCUCUACCUCGGGAAAAAGAAACAUGACUAUUUGUCUCAGCUUCAGAAAACCUCAUGGGUCUCUAUCUCAGAGAUUAUAAGCCCGGGAAGGGCACAUUUAGAGAUUAAAGGAGCCCAGGCUGACCUCAUUAAGGCAGUUAUGAACAUUGAACAUAUGCUGUGUGAAGUUCAAGAGGAAAUGGCAAGAAAAAAGGAGCGAGUCCUUUGGAGCUUGUCAGGGCAGCAGACUGAUCAGCAACCAGAAAACCAGAAUCAAAUGAAGGAAAAUGCAUUUUUGAAAUGCCUAAAUCUUUCAACUCGAGAAAUUCAGCAUCAAAAGAAACAGUUUGAAGACUGUGGUUUGGGGGUUAUAAAGGUGGAGAAGAUAGACAAUGCGCUUCUCAUGGCUGCCUUCCAAAGAAGGAAGAAAAUGAUGGAAGAGAGAGCCCAUGGGAAACCUGUGAGCCACAGGUUGUUUCAGCAAGUCCCACACCAGUUCUGCAAAAUGGUAUGCAGAGUCGGCUUUCACAGAAUGUACUCGGUGCCCUGCGACCCAAAAUAUGGAGCUGGAAUAUACCUCACCAAGAACCUCAAAAACAUAGCACACCAGAUCAAGAAAACGUCUGCCACAGAUAAGCUGAUCUAUGUGUUUGAGGCUGAAGUACUCACAGGCUCCUUCUGCAAGGGUCAUCAGUUAAACAUUGUUCCCCCACCAUUGCAUCCUGGAGCCAUAGAUUGCCACAACAGUGUGGUUGACAAUGUUUCCAGCCCUGAAACCUUUGUCAUUUUUAGUGACACACAGGCUGUGCCCCAGUAUUUGUGGACUUGCAUGCAAGAUCAUGUACAGGAUUACUCAGGACAAAUGAUGCUCUCUCCACAGCAGCCUUGGAGGAAACUCUCAAGUGGCAGCUCUGUUGAUUAACCUCCACAUCAUUUUAACAACAGGUAUGACCUUGCUUUGGAGGAACUAACCAAAUAAUGACCACCAGUGACUCAAAGAGUGGUUUGAAUAUGUCAAAUAAACUAUCAUCUUAGUGCCUUCAUCUUUGUCUUCCUCUCUUGGGGUUGGGAUGGGUAGAUAACAACUAAAACACUCUUAGGACCUCUCCCUCUCCUUCAAGUUGUCCUUUUAUCUUCUUUACCAUAGGUAAUAGCAAAAAUGUUUUACAUGUAAUGAAGAGAUUUUCCAGUAUAUAAUC